Molecule: messenger RNA, 966 nt
Organism: Penicillium taxi
Lineage: Eukaryota; Fungi; Ascomycota; Eurotiomycetes; Eurotiales; Aspergillaceae
Product: cytochrome b5 reductase family protein
Exons: 4
Coding region: 1-966 (321 amino acids)
Biological process (GO): ergosterol biosynthetic process
Molecular function (GO): cytochrome-b5 reductase activity, acting on NAD(P)H
Source: RefSeq, a predicted model, not a curated record
AUGUUCGCCCGUCAAUCUUUCCGCAGCGCGCAGUCUCUCAAGCACGGCUUCCGCAAGUACUCCACCGAAGCUCCCAAGAAGUCCAACUUGACCCCCAUCUACGUCGGUGUUGGUCUUGCUGGCCUCGGUGCUGGUCUAUGGCGCUACUAUGGUGACAAUCCUGCUGCCGCUAUUGAGCUUAAGGACCGCCCUAAGGUUUUUAACGGCAAUGACUGGGUGGACCUCAAGCUCACGAGCGUUGAGGUUCUGAGCCACAACUCUAAGAAGCUGCGCUACGAGUUUGAUGACAAGGAGGCUGUCUCUGGUCUUCCCGUUGCCUCUGCUAUCUUGGCCAAGUUCAAGCCCGAGGGUGCUCAGAAGCCCGUUAUCCGCCCAUACACCCCUACCAGUGAUGAGGAUAUUCCCGGUUACCUCGAGCUGGUCGUCAAGUCCUACCCCGGUGGCGCCAUGUCCGAGCACAUUACCUCCAUGCCCAUCGACGAGCGCCUGUCCCUCAAGGGCCCAAUUGUCAAGUACGCCUGGACUCCCAACAAGCACGACCACAUCUGCCUAAUUGCCGGUGGUACUGGUAUCACCCCCAUGUACCAGCUUGCUCGUCAGAUCUUCAAGAAUCCUGAGGACCGCACCAAGGUGACUCUCGUCUUCGGCAACGUUUCCGAGGAGGACAUCUUGCUGAAGAAGGAGCUCAAUGAGCUGGAGAACACAUACCCCCAGCGAUUCCGCGCUUUCUACGUGCUCGACAAGCCUCCCAAGGAGUGGACUGGCGGCAAGGGCUACAUCACCAAGGAGCUGCUGAAGACUGUGCUGCCUGAACCCAAGGAGGAGAACAUCAAGAUCUUUGUUUGUGGCCCUCCUCCUCUGUACAAGGCUAUUAGCGGUGGUAAGGUCAGCCCCACAGACCAGGGUGAGCUCGAUGGUUCCCUGAAGGAGCUGGGUUACUCUAAGGAGCAGGUUUUCAAGUUCUAG